AUGACACAAUUUAAGGCAGACCACUUUGCUGCAUCCGCAAAUCAGGCAUGUCUGCCUCCCAUCUCCAUGGACUCGUCGCUUGCUGUACCCCUCUCUAGCCUUGAAUAUGUCCAUGAGCAAUUGGGAGGAGGGUGCCGCCAAUCAUUACCUCCUGAGUUGACCCCCACAAGGCUCAGGAGUAGAAUCAGAGCUACUUCAUGGGAUGCUGGUAUUGUGAAGGAGGCAUCUAUUCGCCGAGCCCAUCAGCAACCUUCAAGACACUCUCCUGCCCCCUCAGGACACUCUCCUCCCCUAUCAGGAGCUGCGACUUCUAGCUCUUUUCUCGACGACGGUCCCACGAGCAUCGACACGUCAUCUCUGCCGAUGCCACUUCCAUGCAGUCGUCAAGGUUUGCCCUAUCUUGGCGAACCUAUUCUGCGACUUCCUUCUCAUCCGGCCAGCGACCACGACACAGCAUCACUCACCCUCUCUGCUCUGAAUGAGCAGCAUUCCUCUCCCUCGGGAGGUGAUCGCAAUUCGCAAGAACCUGCACAGAUUCAAGACAUGUUUUACGGUCAUAGCAUGAAUGCGCAGCCCGCCUGGAUAGGCCCAAAUAAACCCCACCCCUUUGAUUCCAUGGCCAAUGGUGUCAAAAAUUUGCCAUCCCACUCCCACAAUCCGACCCUAUGUGACGCGUCCCGACUCGUACCUCCCCUGUAUGUAAUACCUCCAACACCGUCCAAAGAUAUCCAUGACGGCAUUGAUCAGUCUGCUCCGAAAGCAGCCAUUCCCCAGCUUGACCUCAGCUACUACCCUGAUGAUGGGUCUAGUCAUUCGUGUUUCCCAGAAGAAAGCGUGUUUGAUGAUAACGCAAAUUCGCAGAAACCAUCCCUGAUGGGACGGAGGUCGUUGGAGAUGAACACACUUUUGGAAGAAGGUUUUGCAGGGAUUGAACGUGCUUUCGAUGAUUUAUCUCUGUCGACUACAUAUCCACUUCAACAGCUCACUAAUAUGUUUCUCAAGAGUCGUGGGCGAGCAGUUCAUGGGAUUAAUUACUGGAACAUAUACGCGAAUUACUUCAAGGAGAACAUGGACAAAGAAGUGGCGCAUGUAACGGAGGAUGACGUGAAUGACGCCAAAGGCAAAGGAAAAGGAAAAGAGGUUUGUAGGCCAGAUAUGCAGGGCACGCCGAGCACGAGGCUGCGAACACGCUGCUAUGAAAAAUUCAAGGACACCUUCCCAGAUGCGUACCAGGAUAUUCUCGACAUGUUUGAUGAAGCUGCUGUGCUAGGUGCUGCUACCCAAACCGUCUCUCAACGUGGACAAUCGUUCCAGAGGCUCUGUAAAAAAGUGACAGGCAUAUUAGAUUCCUCAGCCGCCAGAUUCGGUUUUGAGGCCGCUGUCGUGCUGUGUGGAAAAAUAGUGAACCAAGAUGCAUCACUCGGUCAUGUACACACCACACCCGGUGCUGGAGGGUUUUUUGAGACACGAUGUCGUGCCAACGACGACACAAUCAUCGCUCACAUCAAACCCCAUGUAUUUAACGCUGCCUCGUUAUCAGCAGUUGAAGCAUCCUUCAAUGUUGACGAUGACAACCAGGGUAUAGAAUCAUCGUUGAGGGAUGACACCUCGGACGUUCAAAUUGUAGAAGGGCAAGAGGUUGCACUAAAGUGGUUGAAGUGCGAGCUCACCAGACAAGUUGAGUGCUGCGGCGGCAAAUUCGCGUCUGACAAAAACUUUCCUUGGAAGCUCAUGCCGAACGCCCUCGCCGAUGACCGGCUUCGCAUCACUGGUUAUCCUGCACACAAGUGCUUGUUACUGGGUGAAUACCAUAGCAAUACGUCGAAGAGCAAGGCCAUUGGAGGGCUGAUGCACAAGGAGAUCUCUGCACUUGUAGAUGCCCUGAAGGCAGGAAUAAUGGUCGUCGUUAACGUACCCGCAAAGCUUCAGGCCGCUCUCAUUGCCUCCGAGGUGCCUGUUAUCGUUGGCGAAGCGCCUCCAUCUGACUAUCUGCACCCUGGUGCCCGCCGCAUGUUCGCAGAUGCGACCAGGGUCAAGAAGGCACAGAUAGGUCACAAUGCCAGACCGUCUUCUCACGAUGAGGUCCCUUCCUCGCGCCCAUUUGUCGUGGUCACAAAACCUCCACCACACCCAGCACCUCCUCCCUCGCGUCCAUUUGUUAUGGCCACCAAGCCUGUCAUGCUUGACGUAAUCUCCUUUUCGACCUCUGACUCUGAGGAGGCGCCACUAAAAAAUGGUAAGGGCAAAAAGAGGAAGUUAAAAUUGCCGGCAGCAUCUCGAACAGCGAAGAGGCAUGCACCAUCUGCAGUAAAUGAUAAGAAAGGAGAGACGAGGGGUGGGCCAUUAUCGCCUCUGACUGUUAGAUCUUCAAGUGAUGAGCCGCUCACACCGGCAGCUCAACCUGCUAAGAGGCUCCGGGACGGCCCCGUCAAUCGUUCUCACUAUGUGGAGGGCUGCGCACCUCGGAAGUUGUACCACAAGGUUGACUCGGAAGGUGCUUAUGAUACCAACAAGAAGGAUCCCGCUAUCGAGCUUGCUGUAAACACUCCUGCACGCCCCGUAAUGGUUGCUCCAACUUCAGAUGACCCAUCCGUGCUCACCCAUACAUCGCAGACAGAGCCUUUGAACACCGUGGUUGACCAGGUUGGUCCAGCCAGUCCACAUACUGCAGAGCAGCAGUCACCCCGGCCUAUGGCGUCUCAGAAUCCUCUGCGGAGCGACCCUCGUGAUCCUUUGGACUCGCGCGAGCUUCUCCGUCUUCGCGACCACCCUCAUCGUCAUUACUCCCGUGAACCGCGGAAUGUGACGUAUAACCGAAGGGAGGCUCCAGGCCUCACGCCCCCGGAAGUUCAUGAUGCAUAUGGAUCAUAUGUUUCUGGGUUUGCUCCGUGGAAUGAUGUUGACGACCGUCAGCAUUUCACUCCUUAUUCCAACAAUCCCUUACGCCCGUGGGGCUACCGUGAUCGGUACGGUCAAUGGAGGAGGUAUCCAGACACGCAGCAGAUGGUUCAUGAUGGUGAAUUUGGCGACUACUCACGCGAAGCUCUGGCGCCACGAAUGUAUCCGUUUGAAGACCACCGUGCAACCCGUACUGAUGACAAUCAUGAUGGCAACUCGAUGAUGCAUGAACACUCUCCAAACGUCCAGCCUGGACCAUCUUCAUUUUGA
Suillus clintonianus is the source of this 3168-nucleotide messenger RNA. RefSeq lists its product as uncharacterized. Bases 1 to 3168 code for a protein of 1055 amino acids. NCBI's taxonomy places the organism in Eukaryota, Fungi, Basidiomycota, Agaricomycetes, Boletales, Suillaceae. The record is from RefSeq and is a predicted model, not a curated record. The transcript has 10 exons.